Messenger RNA from Tetrahymena thermophila SB210, 666 nucleotides. Its product is annotated as glutathione S-transferase, amine-terminal domain protein. Gene Ontology annotation, molecular function: glutathione transferase activity. Lineage: Eukaryota; Ciliophora; Oligohymenophorea; Hymenostomatida; Tetrahymenidae. Gene Ontology annotation, biological process: glutathione metabolic process. The record is from RefSeq and is a predicted model, not a curated record. The transcript has 2 exons.
AUGUAGGGCACUUUUGGAUAUUGGUGGGUUAGAGGAAGCGCACAACCAAUUCGUUUCUUAUUGGCAUAUUUAAAGAUAGAACAUAAUUCUAAAAUAUACACUAACUUUGAUGACUGGUUUGCUAUAGAUAAACAAAAUCUUGGUCUAGAUUUACCUAAUAUCCCUUUCUGGAUAGACAAGGAUGUUAAACUUACAGAGUCAGCAGCUAUACCUGUUUAUUUAAUAAAAAAAUGCAACAGACAUGACCUUUUAGGCUAAAAUAGAGAUGGUUCUUUCAACUAUAAAGAAGUAUAAGUAUAGCAACUUUUAGGUUAUUUUAGAGACGUCAACAGAGAGUUUACUUCAAAUAUAUGCCCAAAUAAGGAUUUUGAAAAUAUUAAAGACAAAUUACUCAAUGAAAAAAUGCAAAACAUGCUUGAUAAAAUAGUAAAGAUCCGUGGAAAUCAAUAAUACCUACUAGGAGAAAUUACGUAUGCUGAUUUUGUAUUUUAUGAAAUAUUAAAUUACUACAAAUAUAUAUAUCCACAAACCAUAAAUAAAUCAUUAUAAGACUAUAUUAAUAAUUUCGAAAGUUUACCAGGCAUUAAAGAGUAUUUGUUGCUUCCUGAUAUUGACCUAAAACAAUUUUUACCUUCUCAAUUUUACACUUGGUCAGGUCCCUAAUGA